Molecule: messenger RNA, 948 nt
Organism: Metarhizium album ARSEF 1941
Lineage: Eukaryota; Fungi; Ascomycota; Sordariomycetes; Hypocreales; Clavicipitaceae
Product: Phenazine biosynthesis PhzC/PhzF protein
Exons: 1
Coding region: 1-948 (315 amino acids)
Biological process (GO): biosynthetic process
Cellular component (GO): cytoplasm
Molecular function (GO): isomerase activity
Source: RefSeq, a predicted model, not a curated record
AUGCCCACCGAACUCCCCUUCGUCACCCUCGACGUCUUCACAGCCACCCCCUACCGCGGCAACCCUCUCGCCGUGGUCACCAUCCCGCCCACCCUCAGCCCGCCUCCCACCCAGGCUCAGAAGCAAGCCAUUGCCCGAGAAUUCAACCUCUCCGAGACCGUCUUCGUCCACGACGUCGCCGACCCGUCUGCCGCCAAGACGCGCACCAUCGACAUAUUCCUGCCCUCCGCAGAGAUCCCCUUCGCGGGCCACCCAACCAUCGGCACCGCCGUCUCCCUCCUCGGCCAGGGCGUCGACACGCUCCUCACCAAAGCCGGCCCCGUCCCGUUGGAGCUCACGGGCGAGCGCUUCGUGCAGGCCAGCAUCCCGCACGACGUGCACCUUCACGCCAAAACGGCCCGGCAGCUGCGGCCCUCGGAGCUGUACUCGGCGGAAAGGCUACAGGCGGACAAGGACCUGCGGGAGCGCGAGCUCAGCUCGCCGGUGGUGAGCAUCGUCAACGGGGUCACGUUUCUGUUGGUCGAGCUGGAGAGCCUGGAGCAGCUGGCAAAGGUGCAGCAGACGGGUGUCGGAUUCCCGCCCGAGGAGCUGCUGGACGACGGCUGGAGACGGGGGCUGAUUGCGAGACUCUACUACGUCAAGAUGGGGGAGAGGAGGGAUGAGGAGUCUGGCUUGCCGGUUCAGAUGCUUCGCACGAGAAUGAUGGAACAUUUAUUCGAGGACCCAGCCACUGGGUCCGCAGCGUGCUGCUUGGGCAGCUAUCUCAGCAUCGAGGCCGACAAGGGGCAGACUGGGAUGCCUAAACGACGAUACGACAUCACUCAGGGUGUUGAAAUGGGCAAGGAGAGCGACAUUGUUGUCGAGGUGGAAAUGAAGAACAACAGGGUUGACCAUGUCCGGCUGGCUGGUACCGCCGUUCAGGUCAUGCGUGGGUACGUCUCGUUGUGA